Polistes canadensis is the source of this 817-nucleotide messenger RNA. RefSeq lists its product as uncharacterized. Lineage: Eukaryota; Metazoa; Arthropoda; Insecta; Hymenoptera; Vespidae. The transcript is spliced from 2 exons. The record is from RefSeq and is a predicted model, not a curated record. The coding region runs from base 178 to 663 and encodes 161 amino acids.
GGCGUAAAUUAAAUGAUAAGUACAUAAAUAUUAAAAUUACGUUUCUGUAACAUAUAAUGUAACUUUCAUCAGAAAAAACCAUCACAUUAUGCAUUAAGUUGCAAUUUGCAUGAGCAAAAUACUCCUCUAAGAUUUUGAGAAAUAUUAUACAAUUAUAUUUGGAUUAUUUGAUCAAAAAUGAAUAACAAAUGUAUUUGCUCAAAAUGUUAUCAUCCACUCGUUAAUGUCGAAUCUCCAUAUAGCGAGGUAUCUCAAGAAAUUGGUGAUACUCGUAUAUCCAUUAAAGUGGCUAAAGAUACUUCCUCGAUCAAAUCGGUCAAAAGUUGUUUAACAAAGUCUUCUAACAUUGACAUUAAUUGUGCGGAUGCAUACGGUAGAAAAUGUCGAGAAGGUUGCACUAGAGUGAAUAUUAUUUCUAACGAUGAACCACCUCCGAAGGGUCCAGACGAAAAAAUGUUUUUAUUAAAAUCAAUAAGACAAAUCAUGCCCAACGAUGAUUUGAAAAAUGGCCUUGAACUUGAGUUUAAAUUACCACGAAAUUAUCUACCUUUACGUAAGUUUGAUUCACCUCCAAGAAUAAUAAUCCCAAAUGCUUUUGCUGAAACUGAAAUAAAGAAACCCAAAAAGAAAACUAAAAGUGAGAAGAAAAAGGGGACAAAGUAACAAUACUUGCAAAUUUUAUGGGAUACGUAUAUAUAAGUGUAUUAUGUCAAAAUAUAAAGCUUGGCAACGAUAACGAUAAAUAAGUGUAUAUAUUCUUGCACUUUUUAAAAAUAAAAAUAAUAAUAAAAGAAAAAACAAAAUAAUCUUAAUAAAA